GGCUGUGGGUGAGGGGCCGGCGGGAGGGCGGUCGUCCCCUGCCGUCCCCUCCCGCCCCUCCUCGUCCGGCAGCGGCAGGCGGCGGCGUGGCUCCCGGCCGAUAAAAUGGCGACACGGCGUAGGGGCUGCCGGUGCCAGAGGGCUCGGUGCUUGGCCCCGGGCUCUUACCACGGGAGGCGGUGGCGCAGGGGAAGGGACCCGUGGGGGUCGGCACCGCCGUGCGCGCAGGGCGGCUGUUAGAGAAGGCGGCGUCCAGGCGAGGGGAUCAUUAGCAAUAACCAAUGGGACACAAAGCUUGAGAUCAUUUUGAGGUACCUGUCUGCUGAAGAUGAUGCAUAGGUUUUGCUGAUCGGGCAGGCCUGGGCAGCUUCUGAAAACUGGAUUCUCUUGUUUGAAGAAAUGACUGACUGCUCAUCUUUGAAGAAAAAAUUAGUCUAGAUGCAGUAAACUGGAAGAAAUGGAAGAAAGGAAAAUUAAGAGGAGGAGCCCAAAAUCAUCUACCAGUCACCCUGCUCAGGUUGCUAACUCCAAGAAAAGCUCAGUGCCAGUCAGUAAAAGUACAGCUUUUUCAAAUCCUGCACCACAGCCUGCAGUACAAAAAACAAAGUUAAAACGCGUGAUAAAAGAGAAAGCCAAACCUCCAGGUGAAGCAAAAGGGGCACAGGCAGCUCCAAUCCAGCAUUCUUUUCUCACAGAUGUAUCAGAUGUUCAGGAAAUGGAAAGGGGACUUCUGAGUCUCCUGAAUGACUUCCACUCUGGCAAACUCCAAGCAUUUGGAAAUGAAUGUUCCAUUGAGCAGAUGGAGCAUGUGAGGAGCAUGCAGGAGAAACUUGCUCGCCUCAAUCUGGAGCUCUAUGGGGAGAUGGAAGAACUCCCUGAAGAUAAAAGAAAACUGGCCAGUGACUCCAACCUGGACAGGCUGCUGUCAGAUCUAGAAGAACUGAAUUCAUCUAUCCAAAAACUACAUUUAGCAGAUGCUCAAGAUAUUCCACCAAAUAGUGCCACAGGCUGAAAGCACAGCUUUGUCAGUUUGGAUUCUCCCAGAAGCUUUUCUUUUGUUUUUUUCCCUGCCACUGGAAUCUGGAACAGUUGUGGGUUUGUGAUUGUUGGGUUGGGUUUUCUAAUUUUACACAAUGAAGAAUCAAAGUGCAAAUGCAA
Colius striatus (speckled mousebird) is the source of this 1158-nucleotide messenger RNA. It is a transcript of the gene CCDC28A, whose product is annotated as coiled-coil domain containing 28A. The transcript has 7 exons. The record is from RefSeq and is a predicted model, not a curated record. NCBI's taxonomy places the organism in Eukaryota, Metazoa, Chordata, Aves, Coliiformes, Coliidae. The coding region runs from base 458 to 1012 and encodes 184 amino acids.